This is a messenger RNA of Nicotiana attenuata, 1005 nucleotides long. RefSeq names its product geraniol 8-hydroxylase-like. Gene Ontology annotation, molecular function: monooxygenase activity; heme binding; oxidoreductase activity, acting on paired donors, with incorporation or reduction of molecular oxygen. NCBI's taxonomy places the organism in Eukaryota, Viridiplantae, Streptophyta, Magnoliopsida, Solanales, Solanaceae. The coding region runs from base 1 to 696 and encodes 231 amino acids. The record is from RefSeq and is a predicted model, not a curated record. The transcript is spliced from 2 exons.
AUGACUUUCUCGUACAGAGAAGGUAGAAUAGAGAUCCAACGGGUCACAAGGCUUGCAAUGGCUUCAAACUGGGCGAAAGAAGAUAAUCUAUUCUUAAAUGCCACCUCUAGAAGAGUGAAGAAGAGACUUCCACCAGGUCCAUUCCCUUUGCCUAUUAUUGGAAAUGUCCACUUGCUUACUGACCAACCCCACAAAUCACUUGCCCGCCUAGCAAAAAUUAUGUAUCUCAAAUUAGGCCAAAAAAACACCUUGGUCAUUUCUUCUUCAAUCUUAGCAAAACAAGUCCUACAAAAGCAAGAUCUUGCCUUUUGCAAUAGAUCCAUCCCUAACGCGGUCCGCGCCCUCAACCACUCCGAUUUUUCUUCAGUUUUUUUACCCUCCCGCUGGAGAACGUUACGCAAAAUCAUGAACUCUAACAUCUUCUCCCGCAACAAGCUUGAUUCUAAUCAUUUUCUUAGAUCAAGGAAAGUCCAAGAAUUGAUUGAUUAUUGUUACAAGUGUAGUCAAGAUUGUGAGUCAGUGGACAUUGAUAAAGAAACUUUUAAGUUAACCUUAUGUUGGAGUUCCAGCAUAAUAUGCUGGAAGUUCAUACACAGGUGCACCGAUCUCCAGUAUAUUAUGCUGGAACUUUCCAUGUUACAGCAAAAUAGUGGCUAUUUUUUAAUGAUUUUGCAAGCGCUGAUUAUUUUUGAAUGACCGGUCCGAAAACUGGCUAGCCCAUGCUAUUUUUACUAUUAUUAUGUCCCAACAUAUCUUUUCACUUUUAGCCUAAUAUUGUUAGGAUCUUAAUUUACACAAAUAGCUAGCUGAAUUCACUAUGUACUGUUUCUAUUUAGGGACCAAAUAUAUGAAAAUAAUUUUUGUGAAUAUCUAAAAGUUUAAAGUUAUUAGACAGAGUAGACUUUUUAUUAAUUAAUUAAUUAGAAUUAUAUUAUGUCUCAAUAGGUAUAAGGCGUCUCAUUACCAAUCACGCGACAAAAGUCUUGGACCUUUUCAAACGUUUGA